Messenger RNA from Parascedosporium putredinis, 957 nucleotides. The record is from the annotation of a GenBank genome assembly. Lineage: Eukaryota; Fungi; Ascomycota; Sordariomycetes; Microascales; Microascaceae.
AUGUCGAGGCAUCUUUUGGGCCAGGCCACCUACAUCCGCUUCCAUAUUGGAUACCCCGGCGGCGCUAUUCUCCCCGUUUUCGAUGCCAUCUACAACUCGAAACACUUCGACUUCAUCUUGCCCAAGCAUGAGCAGGGUGCCGGUCACAUGGCCGAGGGAUACGCUAGGGCUAGUGGAAAGCCUGGUGUUGUGCUCGUUACCUCCGGCCCUGGUGCUACCAACGUCAUCACCCCCAUGCAGGAUGCCUACUCUGACGGCACCCCAUGGUUGUCUUCUGCGGACAGUGACGCUUUCCAGGAGGCUGAUGUCAUCGGUAUCUCCCGUGCUUGUACCAAGUGGAACGUCAUGGUCAAGUCCGCGUUCGAGAUUGCCACCUCGGGCCGCCCCGGCCCCGUCCUCGUUGAUCUUCCCAAGGAUGUCACCGCCGGUGUUCUCAGGAGGGCUAUCCCCACCGAGUCGUCCAUCCCCUCCCUCAGCGCCGCCUCCAAGGCCGCCCUGGAACUGAGCCGCCAGCAGCUCACCUCCUCGAUCCAGCGCGUGGCCGAUCUCGUCAACCAGGCCAAGCAGCCCGUCAUCUAUGCCGGACAGGGUAUGAUCCUCUCUGAGGGUGGACCCGAGAUCCUCCGCGAACUCGCGGAGAAAGCUUACCUCCCCGUCACUACCACCCUUCAGGGCCUCGGCGCCUUUGACGAGCUUGACCCCAAGUCUCUGCACAUGCUUGGCAUGCACGGCUCUGCCUACGCCAACAUGGCGAUGCAGGAGGCCGAUCUCAUCAUUGCCCUCGGUGCCCGUUUCGAUGACCGUUUCGCUCCCGGUGCCCGCGCCGCCGCUGCCGAGGGCCGCGGUGGUAUCGUCCACUUCGAGAUCAUGCCCAAGAACAUCAACAAGGUUGUGCAGGCAACCGAGGCCGUUGAGGAGAUGUUACCGCCAACCUUCGCCAGCUCCUUCCGCUCCUAG